Symbiodinium natans is the source of this 936-nucleotide messenger RNA. The record is from the annotation of a GenBank genome assembly. NCBI's taxonomy places the organism in Eukaryota, Dinophyceae, Suessiales, Symbiodiniaceae.
AUGGCAUCUGCCUCCCUGGCGCCGUUUGCUCGCUUCCGAAACACCUUCCCGAGCGCCGCCGAUGCGCUAGAGAAGAAGUUCGCAUCAGACCUCAGGAAGCUCAAAUACUUCCUUGGCCGAGCAGAGACAUCUCCUCAGGCAGCUCCCUGCUGCGCAAGCCCUGAGACUGAGGAAGUUCACAUGUUAGACCUGCUGGCAAAGCUGCCUCUCUACGCGCCGGAGGUGUGGUACGAGAUCGUGACAGGACAGAAGUGCCCGAAUGAUGCUAAAAACGACUACGCCAACAUCGGAGUGGCGUUUGACGCCAGCUCAAGGCUGCGGCGUGCGGGCAUAGAUUUCUAUCAUCUGGAACUCACAAAGAAAUGGAUGGACUCUUCUUAUGGCGGAGUUGUGCCAUUCUGCUAUGUGCCAGGGACUAUCGAAGGCGGCGCGCCAGCCAGCGUGGAGGCAAGGCAGAUUCUGUCAUCGCAGGACCAUGACAAGAUCCCGCCUCCGCCAUCUUCGAUAGCGUCCAUUCGUGUGGUCGCGAUUAGCGAUACCCACCUUUUCCAUGACCUCGUCCCGAAGCUCCCUUCAGGUGAUCUUCUGCUGCAUUGCGGAGAUCUCAGUUACGAGGAGUCGCGCUCCGAGGAUGCCCGCGAGUUCGACAAGAAGUGGGAGGAGCUGCAUGAAAGCUUUUCGGCCUUCUUGGAGUGGUUCAAGGGCUCCAAUUUGGCAGCGGCGCAAGCCCUGCGAUGGAUGGGCAGCGCAAGCCACGACUUCGAGCACCGUGUGCUGGUGGCGGGCAACCACGACUACAUUCAACUAGGUGCCUGCGAAAUUCCUGCUACCUGGCCAUUCCGCUCCGCUUCAAGUCGGGCUGCAAAGUCACCGUGCCUAGGUCUCGGCAAGGAUACCUUUUUUUUUCUGCGAUUUGUUUACACCAGCCAUGCGUGA